GCCAGCUCUCAGCACAUGAUCCUAUGAAUAAGGAGCCACGGGGAGGAGGAGGGAGGAUCAGUCCUGACAGUGACUGCACACACAGAGGAGGGGCCAUCUCAGACACGUCAGGACUCAGAGACCCUGAGAAAGUGAAAGGAAGCGGACACACACAGCAACAGGACCAGGACACUAGCCACAGGGAGCACGGGAGGCCACACUGUCUGAGCCAAGAGUGCCAGUCUGCUCACUGCCAGCACUCAUGUCCCACUCACUGGCAGCCUUUACUACCUGCCAUUUGUGUUAAUUUCUGGUUUGGCUGGGCUACAAGUCUCAUGCAAUGAGGAUCCGCCUGAGAAAAUGGCCACUAAUCGUGAAGACAUGCGUUUUAUUUGGACUCUUUAUGAUUACUUAUGUGGUAGUGGAAAUUUCUGUUUCUUCUUUUUACUCUCCUGAGGGUAAGGGGCUUACCACCAAGAGAAGGUGGGAAAGAGAAUUUGCUGCUACGCAAGAGGAAAUGGAGGAUUUGAGUCACCCAGUUCAUGCAAAACCACCCCCAGAUCCAAACUCUCCAGGAGAAUGGGGCAAGGCUGCCAGAUUGCAGGUUGGAGUAGAGGAAAAAAAGAUGCAGGACAACAGCAUUGAGAAAUAUGCCAUUAAUAUUUAUUUGAGUGAUAAAAUAUCAUUGCAUCGACACAUACAAGAUAAUAGAAUGUAUGAAUGCAAAUCUCAGACAUUCAACUACAGGAAGCUUCCUACGACAUCAGUCAUCAUUGCAUUCUACAAUGAAGCCAUGUCAACGUUGCUCAGAACAAUUCAUAGUGUUUUAGAAAUGUCUCCUUCGGUACUUUUGAAAGAAAUUAUAUUAGUUGAUGACUUCAGUGAUAAAGUGUAUUUGAAGACUCAACUUGAAACAUAUAUCAGCUCCUUGGAACGAGUCCGAUUAAUAAGGACGAACAAACGUGAAGGAUUAGUGCGUGCACGGUUGAUCGGUGCUACUUAUGCCAUAGGUGAUGUGCUCACAUUUCUGGACUGCCACUGUGAAUGUGUCACUGGUUGGCUAGAACCACUUCUGGAGAGGAUUGCGGAAAAUGAAACUGCAAUUGUCUGCCCGGUGAUUGAUACCAUUGAUUGGAACACGUUUGAGUUUUAUAUGCAGACAGGAGAGCCAAUGAUUGGAGGAUUUGACUGGCGUCUGACCUUCCAGUGGCAUGCAGUCCCCGAGCAGGAGCGCCAAAGACGGAAAUCCAGGAUAGACCCAAUCAGAUCUCCGACUAUGGCAGGUGGUUUGUUUGCUGUGAGCAAGAAAUAUUUUGAAUAUCUUGGAACAUAUGACACGGGAAUGGAAGUUUGGGGAGGAGAAAAUCUAGAACUAUCAUUUAGGGUUUGGCAAUGUGGAGGAAGCCUAGAGAUUCAUCCUUGUUCCCAUGUUGGCCAUGUUUUUCCCAAGAAGGCUCCAUAUGCACGGCCAAACUUCCUGCAGAACACCGCGCGGGCCGCUGAAGUGUGGAUGGACAGCUAUAAAGAGCAUUUUUACAACCGUAACCCACCAGCAAGAAAGGAAAAAUAUGGGGACAUUUCUGAACGGAUCAUUCUUCGAGACAGACUACAUUGCAAAAGUUUUGACUGGUACUUGAAAAAUGUUUUUCCAGACUUGCAUGUGCCAGAAGAUCGACCCGGCUGGCAUGGGGCUAUCCGUAGUGGAGGCAUAUCAUCUGAGUGUCUAGAUUACAAUGCCCCGGAUCAUAACCCUACUGGUGCUCACCUGUCUCUUUUCGGAUGCCAUGGUCAAGGUGGUAAUCAGUUCUUUGAGUAUACAGAAAACAAAGAAAUUCGGUUUAAUUCUGUUACUGAACUCUGUGCUGAAGUGCCUGAAAGUCAGACCUACAUUGGAAUGAAACAUUGUCCGAAAGAUGGUACUAUUAUUGCCACAAACUUGGUUUGGGAGUUUAGACAAGAUGGGACAAUAUUCCACCCACAUUCAGGGUUCUGCGUUACAUCAUACCGUACACCUGAAGGUCGUGGAGAUGUACAUAUGGCGCCGUGUCAACCAUCGGACAAAAAUCAGUUUUGGAAGUUUGAGAGGUAGAAAAAGGAGCCCACCCAAUUAUAUGGACUUUUAAAAACAGAUUCCCAAUGUUUGCAGCUGAACACAAAUAUAAUAAUUACACAACAAAUACCUUUUUGUUUACUUUAAUUGUGUCUGCCUGAUUGUAUGGUAACAGAACUCCUUGCCACUGUGUCGUAACUGUCAGAAUUUUCUGAAGUGCCUUGUACCCAAUGAAGACUGUCAUAUACUGGGUUUGCAUUUUGAUACUUUAUAUACCAGUAUGUGUUGAAUGGUGCUCCUUACAAUUUGAUACUGGCCCUUAGCACUUUUUGGUGUGGCUUGCAUGAAACAGAAGCCUACGGUUUAGAGAAAUUUUGAUUCUUUAAAAAAAAUAUUUGUAUGAAAAUGUGUGCUUGCAGCAUCUAGAUGUUUUAUGCAAUUUUAUAUAGUCUGGAAUGUGUCUGUUUAUAAUGUAAUGUUUUAUUGUCAAUCUUUUCCUCAUUGCAAGGGCUUUCCUAUUUGUCAAUGGCAUCUAAACUAGACCCCAACCCUGGAGUCUGUUUGUGAAACUCAGGCAUUUGGAUUCAAUGCUGCAAAUGAAAUCGACCAAAUAAAUGGGGCUGCAGCUGUUAGAGUAAUAAUUGCUAGAAUUGUACUAAAAAUACACAAUUAAUGGAAUGGAAAUAAUUCUAAAAAGAGAGCAAAUAUGUGCCUAGCACUGCUAGAGAGAAAAUGUACUGUGCAAAUACUAACAUGAUGAUCUAAACCAGGCAUAGGCAACUUUCGGCACGGCAGAUGUUUCGGACUACACCUCCCAUGAUGCUUUGCCAGCAUUAUGUGUGUAAGAGCAUUAUGGGGGAUGUAGUCCACAACAUCUGGAGUGCCGAAGGUUGCCUAUCCCUGAUCUAAACCCUGCCUAAUUAGGGCCAAAUCUACCUGCUACGUGUCACUUUGAUCUGGGCCUCCAUUUAUCCAUCCUGUGUACUGCAGUCAUUUACUUGCAUUCCAUUUCUAAAUAUAAGCUCAUUUGUAGAAGUUCAAAUCGUGCAUGUGUAAAGAUUAUGUAACAGGAAUUGCCAAAGGGUGUGACCAGCCGAGCAUCAUAUGAGUUGGACUUAGGUGUUGAUCCAUCUUUUGUCCACCCAUGUUAUAUAAUGUGAUUUUAUUUACUAUUAGGAAGUAUUUAUAGUGCAUCAGGAAGGCUACAAUUAUUCCCAU
Messenger RNA from Pelobates fuscus (common spadefoot toad), 3247 nucleotides. RefSeq names its product polypeptide N-acetylgalactosaminyltransferase 4 (gene GALNT4). Gene Ontology annotation, molecular function: polypeptide N-acetylgalactosaminyltransferase activity. The record is from RefSeq and is a predicted model, not a curated record. The coding region runs from base 320 to 2068 and encodes 582 amino acids. The transcript is spliced from 11 exons. Gene Ontology annotation, cellular component: Golgi apparatus. Gene Ontology annotation, biological process: protein O-linked glycosylation. NCBI's taxonomy places the organism in Eukaryota, Metazoa, Chordata, Amphibia, Anura, Pelobatidae.